GUGUUUUUGCUGAGUCACAAUUAAGCGUUGGGAAGUCACACACACACCCAGUUAAUUACUUUUACACUGAAAGCAGUACAGUCACAAUAGGAUUGUCCCUGUGAAAAUGGGAAAGUCAAAGCCAAUCCCAGAAAGUAGGGGGCUGUUUGUUAUCCUGCUGCUAGCUGACAUGCUCAACACUCUUAUACAAGAAAUCAUCUUAUUGGUCAAUGGCAAUCGAAGAGAGAGUGCUAUCGCUGCUUUUUCGAUUUUUGGAAUUAUUGCUGUUUUUUUCUUUGGAUCGUUAGUUGUUGCCCAUUUUCUUUAUCUAUGCUUUCUUAGAGGGCGUCGCAUAACAUUCUUAACAUCUACUAUCCAAACAAUUGGUGCACUAUUCUUCUUCUAUGGAAAUAACAUUAACAUUUUAGUUGACAACUAUGGUGCCGAUCUUGGAUGUAGCACAGUGUGUGCUGUAAACAGUGGCAUCAUAUCUUCAUUUGCUCUGGGAAUUGCUCUUAUUAUCUUCUACGUUGUCCCUCUUGUUGUAAAGAGUUUAUUGAAGCUCCUCGAAUUUAAGCGGAAACUAACUUCUGAAUCGAUUGUCACAGUCGUAAACAAGGUUCCUGAUUGGUUUGCUGCUAUUGAUAUGAUAACGAUAUUUGUGAAGAUUAAUACAGUGUACUCUGCUGUAGUAGUCAUGGUGCAGACCACUGAGUACUGUAACAGCACUGACAUUGCCACAAGCACAACGUUUCUGUUAUUUUGCAUAUUCAUUGGAAUUUUUUCAGAAGUGGUGUAUUUCUUGACCGCAAUGACAACCAACAAAGACAACAACAAGUUGUACUCGAUCUUGGUGACAUUUGGUUUCAUCUCCAUGAUGAUUUGCCUUCCCCUGUACCUUCUCGCUGAUAACCGUCAGCCUCUGGACUGUGCCUUUGGGUGUGACACGUUCACGUUCAAUACGACUGCUAAUGCUGCUACCUGUAACAGCGUUGCCAACGAAGGUGUGAGACUUGGAUUUAUCAUUGUAUCACUCAUUUUUAUUGCCACAAUCCCAGUUGUGUAUUUCAUCCUUAAUCAAAAUGCAAGAGAUGAAUUAACGCAAAUUCAUUCGGAAAUAAAACAUAAGAUUACGGAGGAAUUCAAUAUUUCUAAAGUUGGUGUGGCGAUUAAAGAUACAGUCACUAAUCUGGGCAGAGCUGCCAAGGACAAGCUGGAUGAUCUUGGAGAAACAAUAGAAGAGGCGAUAGAUGACGUCAAGUACUAUUAAACCCAGUUUUGCCUCUAUAUAACUAUCAGUUAUGCUGCAUGUGUAUAUAGUCAGUGAUAGUGAUAACAAUGCUGCAUAAUAAAUUUCAACCAGAAAGUA
Messenger RNA from Halichondria panicea, 1348 nucleotides. RefSeq lists its product as uncharacterized. Lineage: Eukaryota; Metazoa; Porifera; Demospongiae; Suberitida; Halichondriidae. The record is from RefSeq and is a predicted model, not a curated record. The coding region runs from base 107 to 1249 and encodes 380 amino acids. The transcript has 2 exons.